Fusarium mangiferae is the source of this 762-nucleotide messenger RNA. RefSeq lists its product as uncharacterized. Lineage: Eukaryota; Fungi; Ascomycota; Sordariomycetes; Hypocreales; Nectriaceae. The coding region runs from base 1 to 762 and encodes 253 amino acids. The transcript has 2 exons. The record is from RefSeq and is a predicted model, not a curated record.
AUGCAUCCUCAGACCAUCUUCAACGCCCUGGUUGCUCUUGCUGCCACUGGCAUGGCCGCUCCUUCGGAGGCCCUCAACAAUCUCCAUGCUCGAGCCGUAGUCAACCACGACUCUCUUAACCCUGUCAAAAAGACAAUCGAAGGAGGUGCAAUCGGUGCCGCCAUCGACAGGUGGCAGCCUCUUCUUCACAUUGCCGAUGGUUGUCAGCCAUACACUGCUGUUGAUACGAACGGUAACGUCAAUGGCGGACUCCAGGACAGCGGCAGUAAGACUGGUGGCUGCAAGGAUACCAGUAAAGGUCAGACAUAUGCUCGUGCCGCCAUGCAUAAUGGCAAGCUUGCCAUCAUGUACGCUUGGUACUGGCCCAAGGACCAGCCUGCUGAUGGCAACCUUGUCAGCGGCCAUCGCCACGACUGGGAAAACGUGGUUGUCUUCAUAGAUAACUAUCAAUCUCCUGGGGCUACCCUCUACGCUGCUGCGGCGUCUGGCCAUGGCGACUACAAAAAGACCAAGAACCCUCAACGAAAAGGCAAUAAUGUCAUGGCUGAGUACUUCACUAGCUUUGGCAAAAACCAUGAACUGCAGUUCAAGACUAGUCCCGGACGCACUUAUUGGAUCUAUGACUGGGCUGCUAUGACUCCCGCUGCCCGCCAGGGUCUGAUCACUGGUCCAUCUGGCGAUCCCAAGAAGCCUUGGGGCAGCGCUAAUGUCCCUUUCAUCGAUGCCAACUUCGGCAACAACCUCAACAAGGCCUGGUCCUGA